AUGUAUCUUGAGCAUGCCUUCUCAACUUGGUGGGAAGACGACUCCCACACCGACAUGGGAAGAAGCGGCCCCGGCUCCCUUCACCAAACUACCAAGGAUAGCCAUGAAACUCCGCUCUGGAAAAAGCUCGCUGGCGAUACUGUUGCUGCCGUCGUCUCCGCAGCAUUGCUUACGCCAGCCAUCACCAUCAUUGACCGCGCUGUCAUCGAGAAACUAUCAGGCCAGAAAUCAUUGACCGGUGCAUUGAAGGAUAAUAUUGCCUGCGCCGCCCUCCAUCCGAGGAGGUUUAUGCUCGGUCGGUCUUUCACCCUGGUCUGCGGCUUGUACUCCGCCACCUUUGGCGUUGCCAACAUGUCAGAAACCCUCGGACAUGAGGUCAGCCAAAUUUCAAUGGGAACACUUACGUUCCUGUCCGUAACGGCAGUUAACGUACCCCUGGGUAUCUGGAAAGACCUGAAGUUCGCCAACAUGUAUGGGAGUGACAACACAAACAGCAAGACCGUCACCAUGCCAUCUCGGUCUUACAAAGCGGCGGUGUCGGCGUUUUUGGUGAGGGAUUCAGCUACAAUAUUUGGGUCCUUCUGCCUAGCCCCUUGGUUAGCUGAUGCCGUCCCAGACUUCAUCACAGCAAGCCAGCACAUGAAGGGGACAAUUUCUCAGAUGACGGUGCCAAUGUUGGCGCAGAGUAUCGCGACCCCGGCACAUCUUGUUGGCCUGGACUACUACAGUGGCCGGAUGAGCUCGUGGAGGGAGAAGGCGUCCAGGGUCACGGCGGAGUUUCCAUCGGCGGGACUUAUCCGGUGUGUUCGAGUUGUGCCGACAUUUGGACUAGGGUGUGUACUCAACAAAGAGAUUCGUGCCGCGCUUUGA
Molecule: messenger RNA, 870 nt
Organism: Fusarium keratoplasticum
Lineage: Eukaryota; Fungi; Ascomycota; Sordariomycetes; Hypocreales; Nectriaceae
Exons: 2
Coding region: 1-870 (289 amino acids)
Cellular component (GO): mitochondrion
Source: RefSeq, a predicted model, not a curated record